Molecule: messenger RNA, 831 nt
Organism: Puma concolor (puma)
Lineage: Eukaryota; Metazoa; Chordata; Mammalia; Carnivora; Felidae
Gene: ABHD14A
Product: abhydrolase domain containing 14A
Cellular component (GO): cytoplasm
Source: RefSeq, a predicted model, not a curated record
AUGGUUGCGGCGCUGUUUGGCUGCUGGUUCCGCGUGGGCGGGGCCCGCUCUGGGGUGUCCGGCCCGGUCAUCCCGGUCGGUCGGACUGUGGUACAGACCUCCAUGAGCCGGUCCCAGGUAGCCCUGCUGGGCCUGGGCCUGCUGCUCAUGCUGCUACUGUACGUGGGGCUGCCAGGCCCCCCUGAGCAGACCUCCUGGCUCUGGGGAGGCCCCAAUGUCACAAUCCUGGCUGGUCUCACCCCUGGCAACUCCCCCAUCUUUUACCGCGAGGUGCUCCCACUCCACCGGGCACACAGGGUGGAGGUGGUGCUGCUCCAUGGAAAGGCCUUUAACUCCCACACGUGGGAGCAGCUGGGCACACUGCAGCUGCUGGCGCAGAGGGGCUACCGGGCCGUGGCCCUUGACCUCCCAGGUUUUGGGAACUCAGCACCUUCCAAGGAGGCAAGCACAGAGGCAGGGCGGGCAGAGCUGCUGGAGCGAGUGCUUCGAGACCUGGAGGUGCGGAAUGCCGUGUUGGUGAGCCCCUCUCUGAGUGGCCGUUAUGCCCUGCCCUUUUUGAUCCAAGGCCACCACCAGCUGCGUGGAUUCGUGCCCAUCGCACCCGCCUCCACCCAGAACUACACCCAGGAACAAUUCUGGGCCGUGAAGACCCCGACUCUCAUCCUGUAUGGGGAGCUGGACCGCAUCCUGGCUCGGGAGUCACUGCGGCAGCUCCGUCACCUGCCCAACCACUCCGUGGUGAAGCUGCGUGAUGCAGGCCACGCCUGCUACCUCCACAAGCCUCAAGACUUCCACCUUGUCCUCCUUGCCUUCCUUGACCACCUGCCUUGA